This is a messenger RNA of Moesziomyces antarcticus, 3813 nucleotides long. RefSeq lists its product as uncharacterized. Gene Ontology annotation, molecular function: DNA binding. The transcript has a single exon. The record is from RefSeq and is a predicted model, not a curated record. NCBI's taxonomy places the organism in Eukaryota, Fungi, Basidiomycota, Ustilaginomycetes, Ustilaginales, Ustilaginaceae. The coding region runs from base 1 to 3813 and encodes 1270 amino acids.
AUGCAACCCAACAACGCGAAUGUCCUUCAGUCAAUACGUGGCAACAUCGCCGCGCUGCAACGCCAAUGGGCAGUCAUCUCCAGCCAGCCCGACGGGCCCACAAAGACCAACGCGCAACAACACCUGGCCUCGCAAUUGAAGCGCUUGCAAAUGAUGGAGCAGUCCGCCAUCCAGUCCAUGGGUGCACACAUCCCACCAGGCGCUCAGCUCGGUCAACCUCAGCAACCUGGUCAGAUGGGCAUGAUGCCGCAGCAGCAGCAGCAGCCCCAACAGCAGCAAUCACCACAACAGCAGCAGCAGCAACAACAGCAACAGGGCAUGAUGAUGCAGGGCGACAACCCCGGUUCGCAACCGACCGUGGACGGCAUGGGUUCGGACCACAACUUUCAGGCAUCACAACAAGGCGAUUUCGCUCAGUUGCAGCAGCAGACACAGCAGCAAUCGCCUUUCGGUCAAAACCCCAUGCAGCCGCCACAAAACCAAGGGCAGCCUUCAACUUUCAAUCCCGCUCAGAUGUCUACGCCGGGCGCGUCAAUGCAGCCGGCCGCAUCGCAGGGCGUUGGCGCGGCUGGUGGGCCAAAGCGAGACUUUGUCGGCACCGUCCGCAACUUCAUGCUCCAACGCGGGACGCCUUUCCCGCCUCAAUUGCCGCUCAGCUUCGUCGGUCCAGCGUCAUCGAAUCUGCCCGGCGAAACCAAGACGAUCGAGCUGCAGGCGCUCUUUGCCGCCGUCAUCCACUCUGGCGGCUCACAACGCGCCGCACAGAUCCCUGGCUUCUGGGCCGUCAUCGCCAGCCGUCUGGGCCUUAAGGUCGGUCCUCCAGAUGGCACCCAGUCGGCACCAGACGCUGUUCCAAGUCCUGGCGAGAUCCCGGAUCGCCUGUCGUCGUUCUAUCGCGAUCGACUGUCUGCAUUCGAGCAGUUCUGGAUAUCACGCAUGCCCCAGCGCCAGGCCAGUGGUCCAGCGGGAGCUGCAGCUUCGCCAUCCGCCUCAGGCUCCGGUGCAUCGACGCAGGACCCAUCACAACAACCUGGAAGCACACCACAGCAGAUGCCGCAUCAGGGACAGCCUUCCGGCGCGCAGCAGAACCCACAGCAGCCGCCACAGCCUUCACAGCAACAACAACAACCGCAGCAGCAGCAGCAACAACAACAACAACAACAACAACAACAGCAGCAGCAGUCCCAACAGCAACAGCUACAUCAGCCGGGAGCUCAGGAUGCCAACGGCCCGGGGCAGCCUGGUGCCAACCGACCCAACGGCCAGACGCCAGUAGCGCCCACCAACUUGCCAGCGAACUUGCAUCAGCAAAUGCUCCAGCUGCAGCAUCUGGUCGCGACGGGUCGUAUCACUUCCCAGCAGGCACGAGAGCGAUUCGUAGCGAUGCAGCAAGCGACACGACAGAUGAUGAUGAAGCAACAACAGCAACAACAGCAGCCGCAGCAACAGCAGCAGCAACAGACGCCGACAUCAGCAACCGCCGACGGCUUUGCAGCACAACAGCAAUCACAAUUCCAGCAGCAACAGCAACAGCAACCACCUUCGGCAGGGAGCAAUGCGAGCUUCCCGGGGAUGGGCGCUAUGCCUUCGCAAGCCUCCCCAGGUCAAGGUCAAGGCGGCAUGCCAGGUAUGCCCGGUAUGGCACAGGCAUCAUCUGCAGCCAACCUGCCUGGAACGAUGCCUGGCGCCCACCCUGAGCUGUUCAACGACCCCUCCAAGCUGCUGGCGCAGCAGCAGCAGCAAGCUUUCCAGCAGCAAGCCUCAGGUGCCGACCAGUCGAGUGCCGAGGGCGUGCCGCAGUGGCCUACGCAGCCCGGCAUGGGCGGUCCUCCGUCCCCGACGAAAUCGCAGAUCAACGGAGCCGGCCCACAGACACCAACGAUGGGGUCGAAGCCCGAGCCGAGGCCAUCAAAGAAGAAGCGCAAGAAGACGGACAGCAUCGUCCCAACGGCUCUGCCGCCGGCGAGUGGUCUCGACUUGAAGCCACCGAUGCCGCACAUGGGCGAGACCACCAAUGGCGCAGCUGCACCUGUACAACCGGCUGUCACUGCUUCGCCUGCUUCGGCCGGUCCUCCACCGCAGCCCGAGAGGCAGCUGGUGCCCGGCACGUCGCAGCCGAUCGGCCCGCCGGCACCGCCGCAGAAGCACAAGAUCGAGUACCUACCCAUCCGCCGCGACCUGCACACAUACGGAGGCUGGGAUCUGUCGCUGGUGGAGUCGCAGUACGCACCUGCCAUGCAGUCACGAGGCCGACCAAGGACGCUGCGCGAGCUGGGUCUCGUGGAUGUGCAGGCGCUCGUCAUGAGCCUGCGCUCCCGGCUCGAUUUUGAGGUGUCGUAUGCGCUCAAUGCGCUGCUCAUCCUGUCGGCCGGCGUCGGUGCUGCGCCCAACUUCCAAUUCGGACUUGCAGCCUGCGAGGAUCUGCUGGACGAGCUGCUGGAGGUGCUCACCGAGUCUUGUUUCGUCUCGAAAGACGAGGAGAUGUCGCAGGGGCUCGGCGCACUCCAAGCUGCAACACGACCUGCGGCCAAGCGCGUGCGCCGCGAAGCUGGGAUUGCUUCCAUGCCGACCUACCGCGACUGGAUCACCGCGGCCGCGGAAGAGGAGGCAGAGCUGCGGAUCUGGCGGCGCAGAAAGGUGCCAAGGUCGCGCUCAGCCGCGGGGAGCGUCGCGGGGAGCGGAAGCGAGCGCUCGUUUGCCUCGUCGUCAACAGCGUUCAGCCAGGAUGUGCUGGAUGGCACCAUCUCGACGAAUGGCGUCGAGUCGGAGCACGAGCGGUCGACCGAGAAGAGGGCCGCGUGUGCGCUGACGGUGCUGACCAUCCUCAAGAACUUCAGCACGAUGCCGGAGAACACGGCAUUCUUCAACGGCACGCCUGCGCUGCUGCAGACCCUGGUGAAACUGUGCCAGAGCGACGCCGAGCGCGUCCGGGCCAUGGCUCUCGGCGAGGAAGCGGACCAAGACGAUGGCGACACAGCGAGCACCGUGUUCACGACGGCCGAGGCGCUGAGGGUGCGCAAGGAGGUGGUGGUGAUUGUGUCGAAUCUGGCCGGCGAGGCGCUCUCGCUGCGCCGCCAGAGCGCCGAGACGGUCAAGGCGCUGUUUGAGUUGCUGGCCUCGUUCGUCUUUGACGCGGCUGCUGUGGAGGAGAUCGACCAUGCUGCCGAGAUUGCGGAUCUGGCGGCGACGUUGCCUCCUGGUGCGGCGGCGCCGCCUGUGAUCCGGCGCACUCCUUACCAUGCGGACCUGGCGUUGGAUGCGCUGUCGAAGCUGGCGCUGCCGGACGACAACCGCGAGGUGAUGGGCGAGGUGCUUGCAGGCGAAGACAUCGAGCGCGUGGUGGACGAGCUGAUCAAGAUGCUGCCCAUGACCGAGGCCGACUUCAAGGUGCUGAGCACCGAGCAUCGACUGGGCUACUGCGAACGCCUCGCCAUGUGUCUGUACAAUCUGGCCUUCCUCGCUCCGCCUCCAGUGAAGCUUCGGCUGCGCAAUAGGCCUGGCUUGGCGGGCAUUGUGCUGCGGAUCGUCAAGAAGCUCGCGCGGGUCACGCCCGAGUUUUCGAAAAACCCAUUCUCGGUGCUCUGCAGGCGGCUGGUCGAGGCGCUCCGGUUGAUCUCGGACGGGCAGGACAUGUUUGGCGCACCGGCGCUGCUCGGAUUCGGGCUGGGCGAAAGCAAUGCAGCCAGCUCGUUGGGCAAGAAGCAGAUCGGCCUACUUCUCAAUGACGAGGAUGGCGUGGUGGAUAUCCUGGCCACGCACGAGCUGGACGGCGUGCUCGCCGAAGAGCUGUAUGCGCUCAUCGCCACGGGCUAG